GCUUGUGGGGCGUGGGACUCCAGACAAAGAAGACACACUCACACACUCACGCACAACGCUCACACACACAAGAGUCGACUCGGACAGCUGGAAACGAUCUCCAACUCCUGGGACUACUUUUUCUAUUUUUUUUCACCCCCCUGGCUAACAAAGCUGUCAAAAAGGGGGAGCUCUGCGUUUUCCAGCUGUUUGGAUCCAUAAGUUGUGUUGCCAUAUGUUGUGUGUAAAAGUACGUGUGUAUUAACGUGCUUGGGAUGGCAAAGAGGGGCUGGCUCCGCUCUUAGCUCUCCGCCAUGGGGGGUUGCCAUAGUUACCCCACCGCCACCAAGGCGGACGGCAACGCUCCUCCCGACGUCUGCAAUGACAAACUGGGAAUCAACAACAACAUCUUGGACGCGCGUCCGUACCUCCAGCAUGAGUACACGUGCCAGCACAUUAACAACAUGGACAUGUGCGCGCUCACGUCCCUACCGCCCGGCGUGGACAAAACCGAGUGGUUGGCCAGCAAUACCGUGUGGUUUUUCAAGCACAUAAACCUGUUCUCCAGCGCGCUGUCCGAGUUCUGCACCCCCAGCACCUGCCCGACCGCCUGUGGACCGGGCGACACAGUUUAUUUUUGGAUUGACGACCAUGGCAGGAAGCUGAAGUGCUCUGCUCCUCUCUACUUUGACUAUGCCAUGUCCUACAUUCAGGACCUACUCACAGAUGAAGAUGUAUUCCCAACAAAAGCAGGCUCAGUGUUCCCCACGGGCUUCAUUUUCCUGGUGCAGAAAGUGUUUUUGUUGCUGUUCAGGACUCUGGCCCACAUCUACUGCUCCCACUUCCGGCAGACGCACGCAAUGGGCCUCCACCCGCACCUCAACACGCUCUUCUCGCACCUCACACUCUUCUGCCGGCAGCACGGACUGCUGGACGCCGAAGACACAGAACCGCUGGAAGACCUCAUCUCAGCUCUAGGACUGCAAGGAGGAACCUAGAACAUGGAAUGUGAAGGUUGGCCUUGAAAAGCAGUGACUUGGGAAAAGUACCAGGCCCCCGUUGUGUAUAAUUUUGUUUUUUUAAAUCGUGGAUAAAAUAAUGCUGCUUGCCUGCCAUUGACGGAGAUAGACGUCCAAUCCAUUUGAAAUGGGACGGGCUGACAGUGACAGCGUCAAUAGCAGCGAUGAGUUAAGAAACAAAAACAUUAUUUAAUUUGAUUAAAAACUGCACAAAGAAUCAACUGACUUAACUGACAAUCCAGUUAAAUGUGCACUCGUGUUUAACGUGCACCUGCCAUGAAGUAUAUUUUCAAGACUGCAUGAUACACACACAGUAUAUCCUCCACUAUAGGACCUAUGAAUUAUUUAACUUGUGUUUGUUUGUAUGUUAUUCUUGUGCCAGAAACACUUUUCUGCAAAAUAAAUAUGUAUGUAGAACAUCGGCAAAGUGGUCAUUCUUUUUCUAUAGAUUUACUGACUGCUUGAAAUACGGGCUAUACAGCCGAGCUGUCAAGUAGACUGAGACAACAUACAGUGAGGAGCAGAAGUAUUUGCACCCUUAGUGAUUUUGCAAGUUAAUCCACUUAGAAAAUAGGUAGAGGACUGAAAUUUCAAACACACAGUAGGUGCAUUUCCACACGUAGAGACACAAUCUUUAAAGAAAAAUCUGCAUCACAUUGUAUCAUUUUUCAAUAAUUUAUUUGUAAUUUACUAGGGUUCAUGUGUAUUUGUACCCCUGAGAAUCAGCAAUAAUUAUGACAAUCAAAGAGUUGUAUGUCAACUAAAGAUGUCCCGAUCGAUCGGCAUCACAUCAUAUUCAAAGUAUAGGAAUCGGCAAAAAAAUAUCGGACAUGCCUUUUUUUAAUCUAUAUACUGUAUAUUUUUUAUUUAAAUCGUUUUCUAAUUGUAUUUAACAUUACAGACAAAAUGUCUUACACUCAUCCAGAGUAGUUUUGGCUUAAAGUAGGGCUAUCAAAUUUAUUGCGUUAACGGCGGUAAGUAAAUUUUUUAAUUAAUCACGUUCAAUAAUUAACGUAUGCGCUGCA
This is a messenger RNA of Corythoichthys intestinalis (scribbled pipefish), 2023 nucleotides long. RefSeq names its product MOB kinase activator 2. The transcript has 5 exons. The coding region runs from base 294 to 977 and encodes 227 amino acids. The record is from RefSeq and is a predicted model, not a curated record. Gene Ontology annotation, biological process: positive regulation of protein phosphorylation; signal transduction. NCBI's taxonomy places the organism in Eukaryota, Metazoa, Chordata, Actinopteri, Syngnathiformes, Syngnathidae. Gene Ontology annotation, molecular function: protein kinase activator activity. Gene Ontology annotation, cellular component: nucleus; cytoplasm.